Molecule: messenger RNA, 2299 nt
Organism: Tupaia belangeri chinensis (Chinese tree shrew)
Lineage: Eukaryota; Metazoa; Chordata; Mammalia; Scandentia; Tupaiidae
Gene: KCNJ1
Product: potassium inwardly rectifying channel subfamily J member 1
Biological process (GO): potassium ion import across plasma membrane; regulation of monoatomic ion transmembrane transport
Cellular component (GO): plasma membrane
Molecular function (GO): ATP-activated inward rectifier potassium channel activity
Source: RefSeq, a predicted model, not a curated record
GCCGGUCUGAGCUGACCUGACCCGCACACUCAUAAAACCCACAGGGCUCAGCGAGCUCGCCCGGGACUCCCAAACUCCUAGACCAGAGGUGCGGGGCCUCGCCGACUCGAGGGUCCUGCUGCUCUCCUGGGGCUCGAGAUAUGUGCAUUUGCCUCUCCCUCUGACAGCCCAUGAGGUCAGGAUGUUCAAGCAGCUUCGGAAAUGGUUUGUCACUCGCAUUUUUGGGCAUUCUCGGCAGAGAGCUAGGCUGGUGUCCAAAGAUGGGAGGUGCAACAUCGAGUUCGGCAACGUGGAGGCGCAGUCCAGGUUCAUCUUCUUCGUGGACAUCUGGACGACCGUGCUCGACCUCAAAUGGAGAUAUAAGAUGACCAUCUUCAUCACGGCCUUCCUGGGGAGCUGGUUCUUCUUCGGGCUGCUGUGGUACGCGGUGGCCUACAUCCACAAAGACCUCCCAGAGUUCCGCCCGUCUUCCAAUCACAGCCCCUGCGUGGACAACAUCAACGGCUUGACCUCCGCCUUCCUGUUCUCUCUGGAAACCCAGGUGACCAUCGGGUACGGAUUCAGAUGUGUGACUGAGCAAUGCGCCACCGCCAUCUUCUGCGCCCCCGCCCUCUCCCUGCUGAUCUGCCUGUCCAUCCUGGGCGUGAUCAUCAACUCGUUCAUGUGUGGCGCCAUCUUGGCCAAGAUCUCCAGGCCCAAAAAGCGUGCCAAGACCGUCACGUUCAGCAAGAACGCGGUGAUCAGCAAGCGCGGUGGGAAGCUCUGCCUCCUGAUCCGAGUGGCCAACCUGCGGAAGAGCCUCCUGAUCAGCAGCCACAUCUACGGGAAACUCCUGCGCACCACCGUCACCCCCGAGGGGGAGACCGUCAUUUUAGACCAGAUCAAUGUCAACUUUGUCGUCGAUGCCGGGAAUGCGAACCUGUUCUUCAUCUCCCCACUGACAGUUUACCACGUCAUCGACCACAGCAGCCCCUUCUUCCACAUGGCGGCAGAGACCCUUCCUCAGCAGGACUUCGAGCUCGUGGUGUUCCUGGACGGCACAGUGGAGUCGACCAGUGCUACCUGCCAGGUCCGGACGUCGUACAUCCCGGAGGAGGUGCUCUGGGGCUACCGUUUUGCUCCCAUAGUAUCCAAGACCAAGGAAGGGAAGUACCGGGUGGAUUUCCACAACUUCAGCAAGACCGUGGAAGUGGAGACCCCGCACUGUGCCAUGUGCCUUUAUAACGAGAAAGACGCCAGAGCCAGGAUGAAGAGGGGCGCCUAUGACAACCCCAGCUUUACGGUGUCGGAAGUCAACGAGACAGACGACACCAAAAUGUGAUGGUGGCUUUUCAACUCCAGUACAGGGAGUCCUGAGGUGCCUAGUGGUUAGAGUUGAUAUGAAGCGAUCAACGAUUUGGGGGCAUGAAAGUCAGACGAGAGGCUUCGGUGAGGACUGGCACGAUGAUCCCUGCACCUGUGAUAGGAUCCUCCGAGGUUGGCAGGUCUCGCGGCCCCUCUGUCGGAGCAGCGACGCGAUAUGUAGAACUGCAACGAGGGCCCCAGCGCUCACUCAGACUCCUGAGCCUGUUACCGGGGACCAGGAGAGACGAGGAGGCAGAUCAGACGGUCAGUGUCGGAGACAGGCCGUGCUAGGUAGUCUUUACGUCUCUUUGGAGACCUUCCCUGCUUUAGAUAGGAUCGGGGACAAGUCUAUUCUCAUUUUGACUCUGCUGGUAAGACAGACACCACUUCUGCUUUAACACUGACUCUCGGCAUUGGAGAAUUGUCUCCUGAGGAGGGGGAGCUAGCUAGCUGAUCACGGACGGUAAAGAAAGGCUAAAUCCACACUGCGGUCUAGCAGGACACCGCCUGCCAGAUGCCCGAGCUGAAAGUGCUUUCUGAAUCUCUGUCGGAGGGUUAAGGAGCCGCAGAUCCGGUGAAAGUCUUUUUCUGUUCUUCCAAGAUGGCGACGUGGACUCUGAAGGUGCAAGUGAGCCGGAAGGGAACACACCUGACUCUACGAAGAAAAGGCACCUCGGGCCCUCUGGCCAGGGCUUGUGCUGAGAGGCACGCUCCAGGGCAGACGUGGGAAGAGGCAGGGGCGUGGCCCCAUGGGCAGGACGGGGAGAGGUCUGCCUUUCUUGAGAGCCAAUGCCUCGUCUUCCUGAAAGGGACCGACCUUUGGGGGAGGUCUUACCGGACAUCCUGGUCAGCCCCUAGCUGCAUUGUUUAGGCCGUGUCCCGGGAAGGCUGGUACUCAGAGCUGCUUGGGAAUCCAGUGCGUUUGCUGUGCUGAUUAAUAUAUUAGAUCUUUGCC